UCAUCGCCGCGUCAUUUUGUUGGUUUUUGGCGCGAAAUUCCCUAUCAGAAGGUUUCCGCAGUGAUCGAACGCGAGGAUGUAAACAGAUGAAGAAGUUUGGGAUUUCAUUUCGCGCUGCGGUUUGAUUUUCAGGAGUGUUACAGUAGCCGAGCUGAUUCUCUGGCGACAGAUCUAAACGUUGACUGUACAGUUGUCUGGCUAAACUCCAGCACUUUUGAUUGAGGCGUGUUGGAUUGUUCCAGUGUGUCACAAUGUCAGAUGGCAGUGAUCUCAGUGCAGGAGAAGAGGGUCAGGAGGAUGUGUUGACCCCAGCAGAGCUCAUCACCAAACUGGAGGAGGCUUGGCUUAAUGAGAAGUUUUCUCCAGAGCUGUUGGAGAACAAGUCCGAGUUGGUGGAGUGUGUGAUGGAGCAGAUCACACACAUGGAGGAAAAUCUCCAGAGGGUGAGGAAAGGUGAUGUGAAGGCCAGUGUCCACCGCAUGGAGAUCGAUCGCAUCCGCUUCGUUCUGAGCAGCUACCUGCGCUCCAGGCUCCAGAAGAUAGAGAAGUUUUUCCCUCAUGUUUUGGAGAAAGAAAAGUCACGUUCGGAUGGAGAUCCUUCGUUUCUCUCUCCUGAAGAGUUUGCCUUCGCUAAAGAGUAUCUGGCCAACACUGAGGUUUACCUGCGAGCCGUGGCUCUGAAACACAUGCCUCCAAACCUGCAGAGCAUCGACAUGCUGAAGGCCGUUCCUGAGCCGUGUCUGGACUCGUUCGUUUUCCUGAGAGUGAAAGAGAGGCAGGAGAAUAUCCUGGUGGAGCCUGAGACUGAUGAGCAGAGGGAGUACGUUGUGGACUUGGAUGAAGGUUCGCAGCACCUGAUGCGUUACCGUACUAUAGCGCCUCUAGUGUCCAGUGGUGCAGUGCAACUUAUUUGAACCCAGAGAGCCUCAGGAACAGAAUGAGGAACAGAUCAUCGGUGAACUCCUGCCUUACAUGGAUGAUGCCCGGCUGUGAACAUCUGUUUCCCAGUACCAUACAGAUCCUGAACAUGUCCCUGUGUUUGAACAUAAAAUUCACAUCAUGAAACUGAAGUAAAAGCAAUGUGGAUUAUUAUUAUCUGUAAAAACAAACAUUCUUCAGUGUAUUCUGACAAAUGCAUAUGUUCAAAACACAGUAGUAUAAAUACUCUUGGCCUAUGACACUCUGAAUGCACGUGGGUUAUUGCAACCUAUUUGCAAUAUUUCAUCACUUAAACUAGUAAACCUGACGCACUUGAAACGGAAAGUGUGGUUUUCUCUGUAAAUGGGAAGUUGUUGGUUUGGAUGAACUGUAUGUGGUCAUUUAAAUGGUCACUGGGGUUUUGCUGGAGUGCUAGAAUAAAAUUGUGUUAUUUAUGUUUCUA
Molecule: messenger RNA, 1381 nt
Organism: Ctenopharyngodon idella (grass carp)
Lineage: Eukaryota; Metazoa; Chordata; Actinopteri; Cypriniformes; Xenocyprididae
Gene: gins4
Product: GINS complex subunit 4 (Sld5 homolog)
Exons: 7
Coding region: 252-914 (220 amino acids)
Biological process (GO): double-strand break repair via break-induced replication; DNA-templated DNA replication
Cellular component (GO): GINS complex
Source: RefSeq, a predicted model, not a curated record